AUGAAAAAUAAUGAAAAUUUUGAAUCAAAUGAUAUUUUAGAAUCUUUUCAAUUUUCAAAUCACGAAAAUCUUGAAAUUGAAUUAAUAGUUAAUUUAUCGAAUACAAAUUUUGGUGAACAAAGUAAUAUUAAAAAAAUAUCAAAAAUAUCUCAUACAAUUAUAACUCAGAGAAGUGGUAAUAUGGAUUUUGAACCUUCAACUAUCAUAGAAAGUGAAUUCCGGAUAAUGUUCUUAUCUAUUACCGAAAUGAGCAGCAAUAAAUCAAUGGUUGCGGAGAAUGAUGAAAACAAACUAAAUAUCAUUGAUAGGAAUUGCCGUCAGAAAGAUUCAUGUUGA
This is a messenger RNA of Cetraspora pellucida, 336 nucleotides long. Lineage: Eukaryota; Fungi; Glomeromycota; Glomeromycetes; Diversisporales; Gigasporaceae. The record is from the annotation of a GenBank genome assembly.